AAGGGGAAAGCAUGAAUGAGGUAAAGGACGCCCUCAGAGGCAUAGAACAGAACUACAAGCUCUUCCUGCAGCAGCAGUUUACCUUCAUCGGAGCACUGCAACACACCCGAGAGAACGCGCAUGACAUGAUCAGACCUGUGGCAAGCAUCAGCCAGGUACAGUCCUACAUGGACCAUCACUGUAACAAUUCCACUGACAGGCGUAUCCUCAACAUGUUCCUAAACAUCUGCAAUGACCUAAGCAAGCUCUGCCAGAAGCUGGAAAGCGUGCAUCCUCGUAACAGCACAACCAACAACAUUCUAGAGAGGUGCAAGGUGCUCCUCAGCCACAGCAACGAUCUCAGCAGCAUCCGAGCCAAAUACCCCCACGAUGUUGUGAAUCACCUGAGCUGUAAUGAAGCAAAGAAUCAUUUUGGAGGGGUGGUGAGCCUCAUCCCCAUCGUUCUAGACUGCAUAAAGGAGUGGAUAACCCACACUGAGAAGCUGUCACGGGAGGUGCUGCAAAAUGGAAAUUAGCUCCUGCUCUUUGCUUCCUGCUGGAAAACACUCCUGAAUAAACAAUUUCCCCU
Messenger RNA from Nestor notabilis (Kea), 568 nucleotides. It is a transcript of the gene SPACA9, whose product is annotated as chromosome unknown open reading frame, human C9orf9. The record is from RefSeq and is a predicted model, not a curated record. Lineage: Eukaryota; Metazoa; Chordata; Aves; Psittaciformes; Psittacidae. Gene Ontology annotation, cellular component: acrosomal vesicle; ciliary base; sperm flagellum. The coding region runs from base 12 to 515 and encodes 167 amino acids. The transcript is spliced from 4 exons.